This is a messenger RNA of Syzygium oleosum, 3627 nucleotides long. RefSeq names its product glycine dehydrogenase (decarboxylating), mitochondrial-like. The record is from RefSeq and is a predicted model, not a curated record. Lineage: Eukaryota; Viridiplantae; Streptophyta; Magnoliopsida; Myrtales; Myrtaceae. Bases 237 to 3401 code for a protein of 1054 amino acids. Gene Ontology annotation, cellular component: glycine cleavage complex; chloroplast envelope; mitochondrion. The transcript has 15 exons. Gene Ontology annotation, biological process: glycine decarboxylation via glycine cleavage system. Gene Ontology annotation, molecular function: pyridoxal phosphate binding; glycine dehydrogenase (decarboxylating) activity; glycine binding.
UAAAUUAUUGUUCUUAUUUAUACUUCAUUGAUUACAUGGCAGUCACCCAUAUUUUCUUCAAAAACCAGCAUACACCAACCAGCCUAGCACCCCCCCCCCCCCCCCCCAAUUCAGCCAUGGAAUGACGAGAAGGACGGCAGCUUGAAAGCAUUCGUGCACAACCCCAUUUUGAUUCGUUCAGCUGAACGUAAACCCAGUUGCUUCGUUCUCAUUUCCAUUUCAAAUUUGCGGAGAACAUGGAACGUGCAAGGCGGUUGGCGAACCGGGCAAUCCUCAGACGCCUGGUUUCCGAAUCGAAGCAAUACCGGCACGACGAAUCUUUGUUAAGCUCUUCGUCACCUGUAAUAUUCACCCCUUCGAGGUAUGUCUCGUCAUUGGUUCCUCAUGGUUCAAUGUCCAGGAGUUCUAGAUCAGAUAUGUUGGUGGGUAGGCACGUCUCAUCCAGUGGUACUAGUUAUGGUGGUGUUGGGUCUCAAGCUAGAUCAAUUUCUGUUGAGGCAUUGAAACCGAAUGACACCUUCCCUCGCCGCCACAAUUCAGCGACACCCGAGGAGAAAGCGAAAAUGGCAGAGUUCUGUGGGUUCAAUAAUGUUGAUUCUCUCAUUGAUGCUACUGUGCCUAAAUCGAUCCGUUUGGAUUCAAUGACGUUUUCUAAGUUUGAUGAAGGGCUUACCGAGAGUCAAAUGAUUGCGCACAUGAAGAAUUUGGAGUCGAAAAAUAAAAUUUUUAAGUCAUAUAUUGGGAUGGGGUACUAUAACACCUUUGUUCCUCCUGUUAUAUUGAGGAACAUUAUGGAGAAUCCGGCUUGGUACACGCAGUACACGCCUUACCAAGCUGAGAUAUCUCAAGGGCGGCUAGAGUCCUUGCUUAACUUCCAGACAUUGAUCACAGACCUCACUGGAUUACCAAUGUCGAAUGCUUCAUUGCUUGAUGAGGCGACUGCUGCUGCAGAAGCAAUGGCUAUGUGUAAUAACAUUCUAAAGGGAAAGAAGAAAACUUUUAUCAUUGCCAGCAACUGUCACCCCCAAACAAUUGAUAUUUGUAAGACAAGGGCUGAUGGGUUCGACCUCAGAGUAGUUACUGCCGAUCUGAAGGACAUCGACUACAAGUCAGGAGAUGUUUGUGGCGUUCUGGUUCAGUACCCUGGUACUGAAGGAGAAGUGUUGGACUAUGCAGAGUUUGUGAAGAAUGCGCACGCUCAUGGGGUUAAAGUGGUUAUGGCGAGCGACCUGUUAGCUCUGACCAUGUUAAAGCCUCCUGGUGAAUUUGGGGCUGAUAUUGUUGUGGGUUCAGCCCAAAGAUUUGGUGUACCAAUGGGAUAUGGAGGUCCUCAUGCUGCAUUUUUGGCUACUUCUCAAGAGUACAAGAGACUGAUGCCAGGAAGGAUUAUAGGUGUUAGUGUUGAUUCUUCUGGAAAACCUGCUCUGCGUAUGGCGAUGCAAACUAGAGAGCAACAUAUCCGCAGAGACAAGGCUACUAGCAACAUAUGUACUGCUCAGGCAUUGCUUGCAAACAUGGCUGCUAUGUAUGCUGUUUAUCAUGGUCCCGAAGGCCUCAAGAUCAUUGCUCAGCGAGUCCAUGGUUUAGCAGGAGCAUUCGCUCUAGGUCUAAAGAAACUUGGGGUGGAAGUUCAGGAGCUUCCUUUCUUUGACACUGUGAAGAUUAAGUGUGCUGAUGCCAAUGCAAUUGCUGAUGCUGCUUACAAGAAUGAGAUCAAUUUGAGGAUUGUAGAUAAGCACACUAUUACUGUUGCAUUUGAUGAGACCACCACCUUGGAUGAUGUUGAUAAGCUUUUCAAAGUUUUUGCUUGCGGCAAGCCUGUCCCCUUUAGCACUGCAUCUCUUGCACCAGAGGUUCAGACUGCAGUCCCAUCCGGGCUGAUCCGAGAGAGUCCUAUCCUGACCCAUCCGAUUUUUAACACGUACCACACAGAGCAUGAGUUGCUUAGAUAUAUGCACAGAUUACAAUCAAAGGAUCUCUCCCUGUGCCACAGUAUGAUUCCAUUGGGAUCUUGUACAAUGAAAUUGAAUGCUACCACUGAGAUGAUGCCGGUGACUUGGCCUGGAUUCACUGACAUUCACCCUUUUGCCCCGACUGAGCAAGCUCAAGGUUAUCAGGAAAUGUUCACAGAUUUAGGUGACCUGCUCUGUGCCAUCACUGGGUUUGAUUCUUUCUCCUUGCAACCUAAUGCUGGUGCUGCCGGAGAGUACGCAGGGCUCAUGGUCAUCCGUGCAUAUCACAUGGCAAGAGGCGACCAUCACCGUGAUGUGUGUAUUAUACCUGUCUCAGCUCAUGGGACAAAUCCAGCAAGUGCUGCGAUGUGCGGCAUGAAAAUAGUUGCUGUAGGAACCGAUGCCAAGGGCAAUAUCAACAUUGAAGAGUUGAGGAAGGCUGCUGAAGCAAAUAGGGAUAACUUGUCAGCCCUCAUGGUUACUUAUCCUUCCACUCAUGGUGUGUAUGAGGAAGGCAUUGAUGAGAUAUGUAAAAUUAUUCAUGACAAUGGAGGUCAAGUGUACAUGGAUGGGGCUAACAUGAACGCACAGGUGGGUUUGACAAACCCCGGGUUUAUUGGAGCUGAUGUUUGCCAUCUCAACCUGCACAAGACAUUCUGCAUUCCUCAUGGAGGUGGUGGUCCUGGGAUGGGCCCUAUUGGCGUAAAGAAACACCUGGCACCAUUUUUGCCUUCACAUCCUGUUGUACCAACAGGUGGUAUACCCGCCCCAGACCAGACCAACCCGCUUGGCACAAUUUCUGCUGCACCAUGGGGCUCUGCAUUAAUCUUACCAAUCUCCUACACUUACAUUGCCAUGAUGGGAUCUAAGGGUCUUACUGAAGCAUCAAAGAUUGCUAUUUUAAAUGCAAACUAUAUGGCAAAGCGCUUGGAGAGCUACUACCCGGUAUUGUUCCGUGGAGUCAAUGGAACAGUUGCUCAUGAGUUCAUUGUUGACCUAAGAGGCUUUAAGAAUACUGCUGGAAUUGAGCCUGAAGAUGUCGCCAAACGUCUUAUGGACUAUGGAUUCCAUGCGCCAACCAUGUCAUGGCCCGUACCUGGCACGCUCAUGAUUGAACCCACUGAAAGUGAAAGCAAGGCUGAGUUGGACAGAUUUUGUGAUGCUAUGAUCUCGAUUAGGGAAGAAAUUGCAGAGAUCGAAAAGGGCAAAGCUGAUAUCCACAAUAAUGUCUUGAAGGGAGCCCCUCAUCCACCAUCAUUGCUCAUGGGAGAUGCAUGGACCAAGCCAUAUUCUCGGGACUAUGCAGCUUUCCCUGCUUCCUGGCUCCGUACUUCCAAGUUCUGGCCAAGUACAGGACGUGUUGACAAUGUCUAUGGAGACCGCAACCUUGUCUGCACGCUUCUCCCAGCAUCACAUUACACCGAAGAGCAGGCUGCAGCCACUGCCUAGAAACUCGGCCCUCGUGUGCAGUCCGCAAAAUUUCUUUGAAACCCAGAAAAGCCAGGUUGAAAAGGCUAAAAAGCCAGACAAAAAAAAAAGAAAGAAAAGGACUCCUUGUAUAUAAACUUCUCAUGCCCUCAUCUGCUUCUACUUCUAUUUAGUUGUUAUUGAUGGCGAUGAUGAUGAUGAUAAUUCGAUACAUUCUCAAUAACAGUCGUUGCUACUUGUAAGUUAA